Exophiala xenobiotica is the source of this 4008-nucleotide messenger RNA. Its product is annotated as potassium/sodium efflux P-type ATPase, fungal-type. Gene Ontology annotation, biological process: calcium ion transmembrane transport; intracellular calcium ion homeostasis. Gene Ontology annotation, molecular function: ATP hydrolysis activity; P-type calcium transporter activity; ATP binding. The transcript has 4 exons. The coding region runs from base 571 to 3780 and encodes 1069 amino acids. Gene Ontology annotation, cellular component: plasma membrane. The record is from RefSeq and is a predicted model, not a curated record. NCBI's taxonomy places the organism in Eukaryota, Fungi, Ascomycota, Eurotiomycetes, Chaetothyriales, Herpotrichiellaceae.
CUUGAAACUAGCGAACAACUGCAACGGUUUCCUCGUCGGAUGCCGCCCUUGGGCUUCGUGAUAGCUCCUUCAAGAUAGGUCGGAGGAUGAUGCCAUGCUUGUGCCAAGCAAGUGCCAACGUCUUCCCUCCAGCUCUGGAUUCCGCUCGGUAAGUCGAGAGUCGAGUCACGACUUGGCAUUGUGUCUUGUUGAGCUUCCAAGAAGUCCGCGGGCUAGGCGCCGUCUUGGUACCAGAGCUGGAUCACACCACGUUACCCAAUGAGCGGGAUACAAAUUGUCCACGCCCCCGGCAUGUUGUUUAUCAUGGCUCCUCAGUGCGUCGUGAUGAACACACCCCGAAACUCUUCAUUGUGCUUGGCCCAAGUCACAGCUCCCCCAGGUGCCCACCAUGAACUCAACGGAACAAGAGUUGCUGCAGAGAUCCUACAGUCUCGUGUUUCGCCAAGCGAUCGGAAUUUGUAGUGGCAAUGGACCAAGCACCUUUUAUAAGUAAAUCCUCCUUCAGCUGCUCAGUCUUCCUUCGAUCUCCCGUUUCCCGCGGCCUCCAAAUCUCCCCAUUCAAUUGACAACAUGGAGGAACAUGUUUCGGGACAAUCGAAUAAACCUCUACCCAAGCCGGCGCAUGCUCUCGACGGCAACGCUGUCGUUGAAGGGCUUGGCGGCAAUGCGCGGGAUGGAUUAACAAAAGAAGAAGCUCAGUCGAGAUUGAAUGAAUAUGGCAGGAAUGAGUUGGACGAAGGACCCGGUGUCCAGCCAUUCAAGAUCCUGUUGCGUCAGAUUGCAAAUGCCAUGAUGCUAGUGCUUAUCAUGGCCAUGGUAGUUUCAUUUGCCAUCAAAUCGUGGAUUGAAGGAGGUGUGAUCACGGGUGUCAUCGCCUUGAAUAUCGUCGUCGGGUUUUUCCAAGAGUACAAUGCGGAAAAGACCAUGGACUCUCUGCGUUCCCUGGCCUCUCCGACUGCAAAUGUGGUUCGUGGAGGACAAACGGUCAACAUUCCCACCGCAGAAUUGGUACCUGGUGAUUUGGUUGAGUUGAAACUUGGAGACACUGUUCCUGCGGAUGUCAGGCUCCUGGAAUCACUGAAUUUCGAGACUGAUGAGGCUCUCCUGACGGGAGAAUCCCUCCCAGUGGCAAAGGACGAAGAAGGCAUCUUUGAUCCCGAGACCGGACCUGGUGACAGACUCAACGUUGCUUACAGCUCGUCAACCGUGACCAAAGGCCGAGCCCGAGGUAUCGCGUUCGCCACGGGAAUGUACACGGAGAUUGGCUCCAUCGCAGCAUCUCUUCGCAAAGGACAAUCCAAGGUUCGACCGGUCAAGCGUCGCCCCGACGGCACCGUAAAUCCCAUCCGGUACGCAGAAUCCUGGGGAAUGACGUUCGCCGACGCUGUUGGCCGCUUCCUGGGCGUGAACGUCGGCACUCCGUUGCAACGAAAACUCUCACGACUCGCAUUGUUGCUGUUCGGCAUCGCUGUUGUGUGCGCCAUCAUUGUCCUUGCCUCGAAUUCAUGGUCCAACAAGUCGGAAGUCAUCAUCUACGCCGUUGCGACUGGCCUAUCAAUGAUUCCAGCCUCCCUCAUCGUCGUUCUCACCAUCACAAUGGCAGUCGGAACCAAGCGAAUGGUAAAACGUAACGUCAUCGUGCGAAAAAUGGAUGCCCUCGAAGCUCUCGGUGGAGUGACGGACAUCUGCUCCGACAAGACAGGUACCCUCACCCAGGGCAAGAUGGUUGCUCGAAAAGCUUGGUUACCCAGCCGAGGUGUAUACUCAAUCAGUACUUCGGACGAAGCAUUCAACCCAACGAAAGGCGAUUUGACUCAUCACUCGCAACCACCCGCUAGUACUGAUGAGGAAGGAGAUGCGCUUCAAUACAGCCAUGCUACAGAGAACCAUCGUGAACUGAGGGACUUCCUGCAGGUUGCUUCACUUGCCAAUCUAGCCCACGUGCAUCAAAACGACGAAGGCACCUGGCAAGCACGAGGAGAUCCGACGGAAAUCGCCCUUCAAGUAUUCGCCUCUCGAUUUGAUUACAACCGCUCCAAAUUUAUCGAUGGUCCUGAUGCCACCUACAAGCAGGUCAGCGAGUAUCCUUUCGACUCCGAUGUCAAGAAAAUGUCCGUCAUAUUCGAAAACCUCAAAACGAAAGAACAGAUGGUGUACACCAAAGGUGCCGUCGAGCGUGUUAUUGAUUCCUGCACCACCAUCAGAUGGUCUCUUGAUCAGGAAUCGGAUGUCGAGUUGGAUGACGAGAAGAAACAGCACAUUCUCGACAACAUGGAAGCGCUCGCUUCUCAGGGUCUUCGUGUUCUCGCACUUGCUAGCCGACCGUACGAUGUCAAAAAAGAACGCCGAGCAAGUCGUGAAGGACCACCUCCUCGGGAACAAGUCGAACAGGACCUUGUCUUCCGCGGUCUCAUCGGUCUAUACGAUCCACCACGACAAGAGUCCGCAGAAGCAGUCAAGCGAUGCCACCGAGCAGGUAUCAAAGUACACAUGCUGACAGGAGAUCACCCCGGCACUGCCCGAGCCAUCGCCAUCCAAGUUGGCAUCCUGCCUGAUAUGAACCAUGUCAGCGAGCCCGUGGCGAAGUCUAUGGUCAUGACUGCCUCUGAAUUCGACAAGCUCUCCGAUGAAAAACUGGACCAACUCCCCGUGCUCCCACUUGUCAUUGCCCGAUGUGCGCCAAACACCAAAGUCCGCAUGAUCGAAGCUCUCCGACGACGCAAAGCUUUCAUGGCUAUGACCGGCGACGGUGUCAACGACUCCCCCUCCCUGAAGAUUGCCGACGUCGGCAUAGCGAUGGGCAUGGCCGGGUCCGACGUGGCUAAAGACGCCUCCGACAUCGUUCUGACCGACGACAACUUCGCCUCGAUCCUCAACGCCAUCGAAGAAGGUCGCCGCAUGUUCGACAACAUCCAGAAAUUCGUCCUGCAUCUGCUCGCCGAGAACAUUGCACAGGCAUGCACGCUGCUCAUCGGUCUGGCGUUCAAAGACAGCACCGGUCUGUCCGUGUUUCCGCUUGCGCCCGUCGAAAUCCUGUGGGUCAUCAUGAUCACCUCCGGCAUGCCCGACAUGGGUCUCGGCAUGGAAGUCGCAUCGCCCGACAUCCUCUCGCGCCCGCCCCAGGACCUCAAGCGCGGCGUCUUCACCCUGGAAGUCAUGCUCGAUAUGAUCGCGUACGGACUCUGGAUGAGCGCGCUGUGUCUCUCGAGUUUCCUGCUCGUCGUGUACGGCUUUGGCGACGGCAAUCUCGGGUCUGGAUGCAACGACACCUACUCGGAGCAAUGUGACACGGUCUUCCGAGCCCGCGCCACCACAUUCGUGUCGCUCACAUGGUUCGCGCUGUUCCUGGCCUGGGAAAUGGUCGACAUGCGCCGCAGUUUCUUCCGCAUGCAGCCCGGCAGCAAGCGCUACUUUACCCAGUGGAUGGUCGACGUCUGGCGGAACCAGUUCCUCUUCUGGGCCAUCAUUGCGGGUUUCGUCACCAUCUUCCCCACCCUGUACAUUCCCGUCAUCAACCACGACGUCUUCAAACACACCGGCAUCUCAUGGGAAUGGGGCAUCGUCUUCGUCGAAGCCUUGUUGUUCUUCCUCGGCGCCGAGGCUUGGAAGUGGGCGAAGAGAGUCUACUUCCGCCGCAGGGCGGCCAAGUUGGGCCAACGACCCCAGGAUCUGGAGAAGAGGGCGUUUGGGAGUUUCAUUGAAAUUUCCGAUGAAGCAACCAGUGGUAGCGGUAGUGGCAGUGAGCAUGGCGAGAAGACUACGACCCGGGAGAAGAGGUGACGGACACGGGUCUGUGGGCCUGCUCUUUUGGAAACGAAAAAUACGAGUUCUGUAUAGGGGACAGGAAUAGAAAUGUGCGCGAAGAUGCAUAUGGCCCCGGCCGGUGGAGGGUGGAUCACUACGCUUUGCGGCUGUCUGAUCACUUGUAACGACUGUUGACGAAAGGCAAAUGAUACGAUCCGUCUUGCCAGUUUAGAACGAAUUGCUAGAAUUAUCUGCAAAGACAAA